AUGUCUUUGUCCCGGCCAUAUAUACCUCUCCGGAGGUCUCUAGGCCCUCUCUCGUCGCGAACAUGCCGAACUCCUCGCUCUUUCCACGGGUCAUUCCGCAAAUACUCAUCGGAGCAGAAGCCUAGGGAACCCAAGCCCUUCACCGUGUGGAGGCCCUACCUGCGUCUUGCCAUCGGCGUACCGUUCAUUGGAGCUCUGAUAUAUUCCAUGAUGACGGGUGAUGUAACCGAACUCGACUCUCCUUCGAUAGUGGAGCUUGACGAGGCUCUCAAGAAGCAGUCGACAAUCAGCGAAACCUCCCCGAUGCGGUUGCGCAUGGAAAAAUUGAUCAAGGAACACCAGCAGAAGAUAGUGGAGGAGCUCAGCAAGAUCGAUGGCAAGGAGUUCAAGGCUGAUACUUGGACUCGCCCUAAUGGUGGAGGUGGCAUUUCAUGUGUCCUUCAGGACGGCAAUGUUUUUGAGAAAGCCGGUGUCAAUGUGUCCAUCGUCUAUGGAGAAUUACCUCGACCCGCCAUUGAAAAGAUGCGCGCUGACCACAAGUCCUUCGUCGGCGCUGACGUGGAUUCCCUGAGCUUUUUCGCUGCCGGCCUUUCCCUCGUUCUCCACCCUCAUAACCCCAUGGCCCCCACUGUGCAUCUGAACUAUCGUUACUUUGAGACCUCGGAUCCCAAGGACCCCAUCAACGGCGACAAAAAUUGGUGGUUUGGCGGCGGCACCGACCUGACUCCAACCUACCUUUUCCCUGAAGAUGCCAAACAUUUCCAUCAGACUAUCAAGGACGCCUGCGAUAGACACGACGCGACUUAUUAUCCGAAGUUCAAGGCGUGGUGUGACAAGUACUUCUACUUGCCCCAUCGGAGGGAGGCGCGUGGUGUCGGAGGUAUUUUCUUUGACGAUCUUGACGCCAACUUCCUAGAAUCCUCAUCUAGCUCCUCCCAAAACCCCCAGGAGACACUCUUCUCCUUCGUUUCAGACGGACUUGCUUCUUUCCUGCCCUCCUAUAUCCCCAUCAUUGAGCGUCGAAAGGACAUGCCGUUUACCCCUGCCCAGAAGGAGUGGCAGCAACUCCGACGGGGUCGCUACGUGGAGUUCAACCUGGUCUAUGACCGCGGCACAAGCUUCGGUCUGCGUACGCCGAAUGCCCGUGUUGAGAGCAUUCUCAUGAGUCUUCCGCGCACGGCCAGCUGGGCUUACAUGGACCCCGUAUCAGGAACUCGAACUGAGACAUCUGGUGUGGAAGAGGAACAGCUGGGUGAAGAAAAGGACCGAGAGAAGGAGAUCAUGGAUGUUUUGAGACACCCCAGACAGUGGGUAUGA
Messenger RNA from Aspergillus steynii IBT 23096, 1317 nucleotides. RefSeq names its product coproporphyrinogen oxidase (gene hem13). The transcript has 2 exons. Gene Ontology annotation, cellular component: cytoplasm; mitochondrial intermembrane space. Lineage: Eukaryota; Fungi; Ascomycota; Eurotiomycetes; Eurotiales; Aspergillaceae. Gene Ontology annotation, molecular function: coproporphyrinogen oxidase activity. The record is from RefSeq and is a predicted model, not a curated record. The coding region runs from base 1 to 1317 and encodes 438 amino acids.